Messenger RNA from Anolis carolinensis (green anole), 5332 nucleotides. RefSeq names its product ADP dependent glucokinase (gene adpgk). Gene Ontology annotation, molecular function: ADP-specific glucokinase activity. NCBI's taxonomy places the organism in Eukaryota, Metazoa, Chordata, Lepidosauria, Squamata, Anolidae. Gene Ontology annotation, cellular component: endoplasmic reticulum. Gene Ontology annotation, biological process: glucose metabolic process. Bases 546 to 2021 code for a protein of 491 amino acids. The record is from RefSeq and is a predicted model, not a curated record. The transcript has 8 exons.
UUUCCCUUCUGUUUUAUUACUUCUCCUCUUCCCCCCCCCCUUUUCCCCCUAAGAUUGGUACAUCCCAUUUGAUUGACAGCUAACGCCUCUAGGUGACUCUGGAGUCCUCAUUCAGAAACAGCCGCUGCGGAAGAGGCGGAGGUCUACGUUGACGUUGAGCGUACGCUACGGCCUAUUCUCGGAGCUCGUUUACGGCGGCGUGGGGGCGGCCCGAAGGGAGCAAUGGGUACGGAAAUGGCGUAAACGGAGGCGAGCGGCCGGCUUUCCCUCAGACGUGGCUGAGGCGAUGGGGGAGCGAGGCGGGAGGCAGGUCCCGGGCUGCUGACGGAGGAAGGAGGCGCCGUUGGAUGAAGAGGCCUCCCCUCAAGCUGGGGCCCGGAGGGUAGGCAGACAAAUCAGGAGCCAAGGCUGCGGCCUUCUCUUCCCUGAGGCUGUGAGCAGUAAUAUAUGAAGGUGGUGAUUGUGGAAGAAGCAGUUUCCUGGCCAGCGGCAAGAAAAGUGGUAUAUAUAUCGCACUCACGUAGUCUUGGCUUCUGGACGUGGAUAUGUGGCACAAGUCACUAUGUGUGGCCCUGCUGGCCCUUGCAACAGGCUACGUCUUCUUGUUAGACCCUGAACUCCCUGACUCAGUACUUGAGUAUUUCUCUGGCUUCUUCUUGAGCCACCUUCAAGAUGAGCUUCCAUCCGCAGAGAGCAGCAUGGCAGCUGCCUGGGAUGCGCUUAUCACCAGGCCAGCCAAACAGUGGAAUCGGGUUGCUGUAGGGGUCAAUGCCUGUGUAGAUGUGGUUCUUUCUGGUGUGAAAUUGUUGCAGGCCCUUGGCCUAGAUCCAGGGAUUGGACAAGACCAUUCUGUCUUACAUUCCACAACAGAUUUGAAGGAGGCCUUCAUUUACUUCAUGGAGAAGGGAGCUGCAGCUGAACGCUUCUUUAGUGAUCCUGAUUCCUUCCAUCAAAUUGCACAGACUGCUUCAGAGGAUCCUGGAGCACAGUUUUAUGUGGGAGGAAAUGCUGCUCUCAUUGGCCAGAAACUUGCGAAUAACCCUGAUCUGAAGGUUUUGCUGUGUGGUCCAAUUGGUCCUAAGCUCCACGAGCUGCUUGAUGAAAAUGUAAUUGUGCCUCCGGAAUCAAUGCAAGAAAUUGAUGAAUUUCAUCUUAUUUUGGAAUAUCAAGCAGGUGAAGAGUGGGGAAAAGUGAGAGCACCAAGUGCCAAUCGCUUCAUCUUUUCCCAUGAUCAAUCUAAUGGGGCCAUGAACAUGCUUGAAGUUUUUGUGUCCAGCUUAGAAGAGUUUCAUCCAGAUCUGGUGGUUCUCUCAGGCCUGCAUAUGAUGGAAGGACAGACCAAGGAGAUACGUCAGAAGAGACUCCUAGAGGCUGUGGCUUCCAUCUCCGACAUUCCUUCUGAUGUCCCUGUACAUUUGGAACUGGCCAGUAUGACUGACCCAGAUCUCAUGACUGAGAUCAUACAUCAGCAGGUCUUCCCUCUUGUGGACUCGAUUGGCUUGAAUGAGCAGGAGCUGCUCUUCCUCACCCAGGCGGCUUCUGGACCACACUCCUUGCUUGCAUCCUGGAACGGCAUCCCAGAUGUGGGUGUCGUUAGUGACAUCCUUUUCUGGAUCUUGAAGGAACAUGGACGGACUGAAGGGAAGGCCUCUGAUCUUACUCGGAUCCACUUUCAUACCUUGGCCUAUCACAUCCUGGCUACUGUGGAUGGAUAUUGGGUCAACCAAGUGGCUGCUGUUGCUGCUGGCGCAAGAGCAGCAGGGGUGCAAGCAUGUGCCACCGAAACAAUUGAUGCCAGCAGAGUUUUCCUCAAGGCACCACUGGAGUUUGAGACUUCAAAGACGGAGGAGGCCUCUAGAGUCUCCUUAAAUCCGAGUGAGCCAGUGUCAGAAUGGCACAGAGAUGGGGUUACGUUCCAUUACACUCCUGUUCUGGUGUGCAAAGACCCCCUGCGGACCGUUGGCCUUGGUGACGCCAUUUCUGCAGAAGGACUUCUUUAUUCAGGAAUCUUCCCUCAAUAACCUAUGACAGUAAGAUGCGACUUACCUCUCUGCAAACAUUUGAACCAUGCAGGCAUGGACUGGAAGUUGGUAUGUAAUACAGGGAACCAAAGAAUAAGAGCAAGGCACAGACCAGAUGCUGCUGGGUGUUGGUGCAGGGCUGUCUAUCACUCUGGUAAGGUGUGCCGUUGAAUAGAGGGAUCACCUUUGGUUUAUAGUGACAACGUCAACCAAAGCUCAUUUUGCUUUAAGAAAGCAGGUCGACUUUGCAGUGACUGCAACAGCUAAACCCAUCUGCCUAGUUAUUCCAGGAAAUAUAUGUUGGUACUUUGCUCUGUCUUAUUUCUGGGGAAAGUAAAGGUGGCUAUGUUACUUUUGCGUCAUAUUCCUAAUGCAGCAAGAGUCAACCUUUUGCUUCUUUGGUUAGAGGUGUGACAAAAAUAUUUAUCUAUUUACCAUUCACUUAUCUUGUGCAAAAAAUAACCGGAGCUGGCUAUGCCAAUUCUAGAAAUGGGAAAUGCACUGUCUGGUUUUUUUUUAUGGUGAACAGAAUAUGCUGAACUAUGGGUGCUUUGUUGCUUAGACCAAUGAAGUGAGAAGACGGUACUGUUUUAUGUGAUUUGCUUAUCACUUGGCUGACGUUUGCUUAUUAUGUACUUCCCUGUAUUGUUUUAUUGAUGCUACUGCCAGAAGAAUCUACCUCGCGUUUUUUGACACAAUGACUUCAAAUGCAAGCAAGUUUCGUACUGUUAGUAACUGAUGCAUUUGUACCUAAGGCAGUGAUCUGAACAUCUUUACAAGACGUGAGAGUAGUUUACAGUACAGCUACUGCUCCUCACUAAACCUAAUGUGGCAAAAAUGGCAGUCAAUCUAGGCAAACGCCAAAACUGUGUUGAGCAAACUUUGGAUCUUUAUAGCAUUUCCAGCAGAGCGCAAACCUGAAAACUGUACCCCCUGCUAUUCUUGGCAGCUGCAACAGCAUGAGAUUCUGGUGAAUUUAUAUGACCACAGGAAGUUUUUCUUCAUAACUCAGGAAAUUGUCUUGCACUAUCAUGUAUUCAAACUUUCUCCUUCAAUCAUGCAUUCCACUCCUUUUUUUUUUUUCUUUUCUUACUGCCGCAUAGCAAUAGAAAUGAACGAAUCUGCAGGAUGUGACAUGGGACUUUGGAGUAAAGGCAAAAUUUGGUGGUGGCUAUUUGCUAAAGCAUAGGAUUUGGAAAGGGCAAUUCGGGACAAACCUUACUCAGACAGGACUCAUGCCUGAGAAGGUCUUAGUCAGAAAACUCCUUUGUAGCCUAACCUACCUCUUUAAGUUGUAUUGAGGUUUUUUAAAUGGCUGCAAAUGAUGAUAGAGUACAAGGCCUCAGAAUUCCAAAAGAUUGUGAUGGAAGCCGGUCAGGUCAAGAUUAGUGUUGGUUAAACAAGGCAUCUUCUGCUCUUAAGGUGUUAACAUUUACUGUCUUGCUUAAGCUAUCUACAGACUUUUUCAGCAUCAAAGAAUAUUAAAAGAUGUCAAGAGGAUUUGCAGGACUACAUUGGAAUAACAUUUUUGUUAACUGAUUUCUCCAAAUGAGAUAUUUAUGUUAUGCCAAACUGAUGUUUUGCACUAUUAGAGAACCUAGCAAAUGUGAGGCUUUUUUGGCUUUAAACUCUUCAUUUUUAGAUGCUACUUUGAAUCAUGAGAUCUUCACUGAAAACAAUGUUUGGGGUCCAGCCGAGAUCCUCUAAGGAGGAAGCAAGAGCUUCUCUGAGAACAGAUGAUACUGAGUGAGGGCAAGUAUUUUCCUAUGCUUCGCCUCUCUCUCUGCAUGGGAAAUGGUCAUUUAUACUCUUUCUUUACAUUGGUUUUUCGCUGAACUAUAUUUGAAGAUAGUUCUUCAUACAGUCAUUUGGCCCCUCUUGGCUUUUGGCACAGCACAGCGGAAAGCGCCUCAUUUGAAUGAGCCUCCACCGUUGAUAACGUUUUAUUACCCAGCUGCAGCCAUUAAAACAUCAGCCACAUGUGUUGUUUGCUGCUAUGGGCCAAAGUGCCGAAUUGUCAGUGUGUGACAUUACUUCUUAGCAAAGCAACAUCAGUUUAUAUGGGUGGUAUUGCAUUUCCAAAAAGGGGGCUCAGAAAGGCAAAAGGCCGUUGUGUUUCAUUAGGCCCCCUCAAUCCAAGCUUAUCUCUGAACAUUCAGGAAUAGAGCAAUUGAAAGUUUGGUUGUAGUAAAUAACCUUGUUUUUACCACUUUUGGAAAGGCUUCCAGCAUCAUACAAUUUGGAAGCAGGAACCUGAGGUUAGCAGAAUAAAUGUCCUAGUAGCAUUCCUUUGUGAGGUAUAAGACUUAAAUGUAUCCUUCCUUUUUGCCUAGGAGAAAUCAAAGCAAUUUAAACAUACAGCAUUCUUCCCAAGAGUUGUAUUUCUUUUACCGGUAGUUAUGAAAGUGUAUUUCCCCCAAGCUCUGUUGUUACACAACUUCUUUAUUUGCAGCACUAUGUGACAAUGGUCUUUGCUAAAUUUCCUUUGUUCUCUAUCUUUGUAACUUUGUGUUUAAACAGUUGCAUCCCCUUAUAUUUGGAUGCAACAAAGGACCAACAAAUUCAUCAGAGUUUUGAAGAACACAGCUGCGGAAGGAGCCAAAUCCCCUGACCCCAAGCUAAUCCCAGCUUCCACUAAAACAGCUAUUUGCCCAGUGCCAGGGCCUUGUGCUAAUGAGUGAAAAUGUCCUUAGUACUCUCCUAGUUCAAAGAAACAAUUUUGUUACGCAGAGUAGUGAAACAAGUACAUUCUCCCUAUAGCUGAAACCUUAUAGAAACUAACUGAAGCUUUUAUUGAACAGUGCACCCCUGCUUUUGUUCUCUUCAUUUGAAAGUGAAAUCAAAAUGAACUUUUUGCUCUUCCAAAUGAUACAGCUACUUCCCUAAGCUGUCGGGUUACUACAGCUUUCUGGCUGACGAGUUCUCAGGGAAUUCCCAAGAAUCUAACAUGUGGGUUUGGAUGGUGUAAUUUAAGAACAGUAUUUCUUGGGCAAAGUAGACAUACAGCAUCAACUAUUUUAUGCCAGUUGCCAUAGCAUUUGAUUGUGAAAGUCACCUGUGAUGUGAAAGCUACAGUUUGUUUUCUGAUUUCAUAAAUAACAAUAGGGCCAGACUGGACAACAUUUGGAAGAGCUAAAAAGUAUACUUUAAACUAGUUUUUAAGAAAAUCUAUUACCAAAUUAUUUUUGUCUGUAUUAUUCCUAUGAAAAAAAUAAUUGCUUCUGAACAGUGUAUCAUGUCUGUAUAUAUGAUUUUAAAAUAUUCUGUACUGUGGGUGGCAUUUUCACUAAAUGUUGUUUUGCAUUUAGAAA